AUGAUUUUAACAAGCAACACAACCACAAUGAAUAGUUCAGGUCAAAGUAAUGAAUCCGUAAGCAAGGUGUGUGGCGAUCUUCUGAGUAGUUCUGCAUGGAGUGCUGUAAUUCAUCAACCUGCCCAUGAUUCUGAUUUGGAAGAUUUACCAUCAACCGUUGAUAUGGAUGCUAUACUUAAAGAUCCCAUUUCAACACCUCAUAAUACUAUAACUAAUCAAUUAGUUGAUUUUUCUGAGUCUGAGUCAGAAUCUGAUUCAGAGUCUGAAAAAGAAAAAUAUUGUACAAAAAAAUUUGGUUACUCUUCUGUAGAUGAUGAUAAUAUUGAUGAUUCAUCUGAUACUUCAUUUUCAUCGUAUGUGCCUUGGUCAAAGCGAAAAGGAUUGGAUAAACAAAAAAGAAGUAAGGAUUCUUUAGAAUCUCAUGAUUCGAGUUCAAGUUCAAGUGAUGAAUCUAGCUCUUCAUCUAAGUCAACAAAUUUUGUAAAACAGCCAAUUUUUGAUGGUACUUCUAGUGAUGGUUCAAAAAAAAAAGAAUUCUGGCAAGAAGAACCAAAGAAAACAUUUUCUUCGAGUUCAGAACUUGAUAAACUUGAAAACUUAGAACCUGAACAUUUACAAGUUAUUAACCAAGAAGAUUUGGCAGAAAUUUUAUCUGAUGUUCAAAAUCAAAGUUUUUCAACUGGAUUCGAUGAUGUUCAGCCGAAAAACUUAAGUGAUAGCAGUGACUCAAGUGAUAUAGAAAUUAAAGAUUGUAUUGUAAAUGAUGCGAUUAUACGGUUAAAUAAUACUUCUGAAGAUGAAAAUAAAAAACCAGCUUAUUCUUCUAAAUUGUUGAAAGACUUUGUAGAAAAAACAGAAAGUCCAAUACAGAAACCAAAUAGCAAAACCAAUUCUCAUUCUUUAGAAAAUAAAACAGUCAUCGAUAAACAAAAGGAAAAUUUAACAAAAAGAGGUAGAGGAAGACCCAAAGGUGCUAAGGGACAUAAAAUUUUGCAAAAUGUUUUACCCAAACUGUCAGCGAAUUUUAAGCGUGGCCCUGGUCGACCAAAGAAAAUGCCUCCACUUUUAGAACCAAACAGUCCAACUACUAAAAGUUUAAAUUAUGAGUCUCCCAAACAAGAAAAAGUUCAUAAAAAAAAAAAAAAACAUAAGAAAAAGAAGAAAAAGAGUAAGAAAACAUUGAAUCCUAAAUUUCUUGCUGAAAUGGAAAAUCUUGUUGUUUUGUUUAUUCAAUGUUUAAAUAUAUCUAAAGUUUCUGAUAGUAUUAGAGGUAAAUCUAGCUCUUUAAAGUCAAAACAAAGAGAGAGAUCUAGUAAAAAAAGGAAAAUUGAUAAAACCAGUUAUAGUGAUAACGACAUUGAUAAAAAAAGGAAAAAGGGAUCUCCAGAUACAUCAAGAGAUUCUGAAACUACUAAUGAUCAACGAUUGCCAUUAAAAAAACGGCAUUAUCAUAUAACAUCAUCAACAGGUGCUGGAGUUACAUAUGUUGAAGAUGUAUCUAGAGAUGAAAAUUCUGGUAGUGAAUCUGAUGAUAAUAAACAGCAUAAAAUAUUAAAAAAUAAAUCUGAAGUCAAGAAAAAGUCUGGCCUACGAAGUAAUUCUGCAAACCCUGAAAUUAAAGCAAAAGAUGAACCAAAACCCAAAAAACCACCUGCGGGGGUAUUUGUACCAACAGUUGAAAUGCCGAGUUUGCAACUGAAAAAAAAAGUAGAUGAAAAUAAUAUUAAAAAAGUAAAAUCACUUAAAUCUGAAAAAGAAAAUCCAGUAGGAAAAUUAAAGAAAAGAAAAAAGUGUAUAAACAGGACUGGAUUUCCUAUAAAGAAAAAAAAGAAAAAACGUCAAGAACUUGCAGCAUCUGGAGAUUCACUUUUUAAACAUAAAACUGUUGAACAACCGCUUAAAAUGGAACAUACUGAGACAACACCAGAAAGAAGAAGUAUUCGUGCUGUUGUUCUUAAAAGGUUAAAAGAUAAAAAGAAAGACGAAAAAGAAGAUAGUGAUGCAUCUAGUGUAAGUAUACCAAAAAAGUUUAAAAACGACAAUGUAGAAGUAAAAGCACAGAAGAAAAAACCUGAUAAAAAACACUCUAUACAAUCUUGGAAUUAUAGAAAAUUAAAAACAAAUGUUUAUUAUGAUUUCAAACCAAUUUGUACUUACGAAGCACAAGCUUGUAAUUGUACUAUACCGACUGAAGGUAAAGGUUGUACUGAUGAUUGUAUAAAUAGACUAAUAUUUGCUGAGUGUUCACCGGAUCUUUGUCCCUGUAAAGAAAAAUGUUCUAAUCAAUGUAUACAAAAUCAUAACUGGGCACCAGGUUUGGUUAAGUUUAUGACCGAGGAAAAAGGUUGGGGCAUUAAAACUACACAAGAAGUAAAAAAUGGGGAACUUUUAUUAGAGUAUGUCGGUGAAGUAGUCAGUGAACAAACAUUCAAGGACAGAAUGACAUCUAUCUAUAAAAAUGAUGUGCAUCAUUACUGUUUAAAAUUAGAUGGUGGAUCUGUUAUUGAUGGUCACAGAAUGGGAGGCGAAGCGAGAUUUGUAAAUCAUGCUUGUGAACCUAAUUGUGAAAUGCAAAAAUGGAGUGUUAAUGGAUUAUUUCGAAUGGCAUUGUUUGCUUUACGCGACAUAAAACCUGAUGAAGAAUUAUGUUACGACUAUAAUUUUUCUUUAUUUAAUCCAGAUGAAGGUCAAUUGUGCAAAUGUAAGUCGCCAAAAUGUAGAGGUGUAAUUGGAGGAAAAACUCAACGAAUCACUAUACGCUCACCCAGUGUUACAAAACAUAACAACCAAACAACCAAUCGAAAUCGUUCUAGAAAAGCUACACCUAAUACAAAUACUUCUCCUAAAAAGUCUACAUCUAUUGUUAAUAUACAACAAAAACUUGUAUCAAAUGCACCUAUUGUAAUUGGUAAAGAAGAAAAAGAUUUAAUCUUUCUUCAUAAAAUAUGUUUGUAUAGAAAUAUUAUGAAAAUAGAAAAAAUUAGAAAAAAACGGAGAGGUAAAGAUAAUAAACCAAAACAACCCGAAGUAUUUAGAGCACAAAUGAAUGCUCUUAAUAAUAGUUGUUCGGUGAGAACUAGAAGACUAGCAACAGCGCAAAAUGAUCCAGAAAUGGAAAAAAAGGCGAAGUUAGCUACAAUAUUUAAACAACUUUUUGAUAUAAUUUGUAAUGCUAAAGAAGAAACAGGUGAAUUACUUGCUACACCAUUUAUAACUUUACCAACAAAACGAAGAUUACCUAAUUAUUAUCAAAAAAUAUCUGAUCCUAUUGAUUUAACUACUAUUGCUAACAAUAUUGAAAUUGGAGUUUAUGAUACAGUAAUAGGAUUUGAUUCGGAUAUUUUGAAAUUGCUUACUAACAAUAUGAAAUAUUAUGGACGUACAUCAGAUUUGGGUGUAAUAGCCACUCGUCUACGUAAGAUUUAUAACUUAGCCAAAUUGGAAUUUGUACCUAAAAUUGAAGAAAUUUUAGAAAAACAUAUUCCAGAAGCUUUUAUUGCAGAAAAAAACAAUCCUGGUGGUGACCAAGAUGAUGUGGUACGAUGUAUUUGUGGUUUGCACGAAGAAGAAGGUCUAAUGAUUCAAUGUGAACGUUGUUUAGUGUGGCAACAUUGUGAUUGUAUCAAAGCUGAUCCUGGAAAAGUAGAAUAUUACUUGUGUGAACGUUGCAAUCGCCGAGAAGUUGACUAUGAAAUACAACUGCCAGAACGACCAAGCUAUGCUGAACCUGGAGAAGUUCACUAUUUAACAUUAAUAAGAGAAGAUUUACAAAUUCGAGUAAACGAUACAGUUUAUGUACUAAGGGAUAUUGUAAAUCCUGAAAGUGGCAAAUCACAUUCUUUUAAGACUAUAAAGAAUUUUAAGUAUUCAGAUUGUGAUAUAUUUAGAGUAGAAAGAUUGUGGAAAAAUGAAUCCGGUGAACGUUUUUCAUUUGGGCAUCAUUAUCUUAGACCGCAUGAAACUUACCAUGAACCGACACGAAAAUUUUAUCCCAAUGAAGUGGUUAGAGUACCAAUUUAUGAAAAGAUAUCAUUAGAUCUUAUUAUGGGUAGGUGUUGGGUUCUUGAUCCUUCUACAUAUAGUAAAGGUUAUCCUAUUGGAGCGGAACAUAAACAUCUUUAUAUAUGUGAAUACAGAGUUGAUAAGUGUGCACGAAUGUUUGCCAAAAUGAACAAAUCAAAAAAUUCACCAAUUUGUACUAAAAGUUAUGCUUUUGAAAAGUAUGAUAAAAAAUUAAAAUUAGCAAGAACAUUUGCUCCUCACGGUCUUAUGGUAAAAGUGACUAAUAAUUCUACUGCAACCCCACGACCACGGCAUAUAGAAACUACAGUAGUUAAAACAUCAAACAAAUUAUCCAAAGCUCAAUUUUCACUUAAGAAACAAAGGUUGGAUACACUUUUAACAAAACUACUAGCCAAGUUACCAGAAGAAGACAAAAUUGAUAUCACAUAUUUACUCGAACCUGGUAGAAGACAUAGAAAAAAACCAUCAUUUUUAGAACUAUAA
This is a messenger RNA of Cinara cedri, 4506 nucleotides long. Lineage: Eukaryota; Metazoa; Arthropoda; Insecta; Hemiptera; Aphididae. The record is from the annotation of a GenBank genome assembly.